AUGGCGAUGAAAAGUGAGAAACAGAAGAAGGCCAUGGGAGACUUUGAAAGGAUGCCGAUGGAGCGGGGCUUUGGCGGGAGAGAGAUCGCGACUCCGAGUUUGCGACCGUUGCAAAUAUCGUUUCUAAUGAGGAAUCUGCUAUUUUCAUGGCUUCUUUUGAUGCUCCAUUACUCGAUUUUCCUUAGCAUCGGAAAUUACGUGGUCCGUGGACGAUGUCCUGAGGAUCAGCAAUCUCUGUUGCUCGAAUUGAAGAAUAAUCUCGCAUAUGAUUCUUCCUUGUCCAAGAAACUCGUGCUGUGGAAUGUAAGUGUCGAUUACUGUAAUUGGAAUGGUGUAAGCUGCGACGACGGCUGUGUUGUCGGUCUUGAUUUGAGCAAUGAGUUCAUCUCCGGUGCGAUUGAUAAUUCAAGCAGUCUUUUCCAUCUUCGGUUCUUACAGAAUCUGAACUUGGCUUGGAACAGGUUCGAUUCUACGAUUCCGUCCCGAUUUGAAAGACUUUCCAAUUUGAGUGUUCUCAAUAUGUCUAAUUCAGGAUUUGGGGGCCAGAUUCCUAUUGACAUUUCAAGCUUAACAAGGUUGGUUACUCUCGAUCUUUCUAGCUCAUCCUUCUUUCAAUCUUCGACAAUGAAACUUGAGAAUCCAAAUUUGAUGACUCUUGUUCAGAAAUUGAGAAAUUUGAGAGUGCUAUUUCUAGAUGGUGUUGAUUUAUCAGCAGGAGGAAGUGAAUGGAGCAAGGCGAAGACCCCGACGUGUUCUCGACAAUGCCUCAACGGCUCUUUAAGGCUUGUUCGGCUCCACCACCGAAACGGUCUCGGCUUGGGCAUAUGGAUGACCCGAGAUGUGCAUACUUGGGCUAAUCCUCUGCAGGAUCUAUGA
Momordica charantia (bitter melon) is the source of this 876-nucleotide messenger RNA. NCBI's taxonomy places the organism in Eukaryota, Viridiplantae, Streptophyta, Magnoliopsida, Cucurbitales, Cucurbitaceae. The record is from RefSeq and is a predicted model, not a curated record.